AUGUCUGGUCCCUCGGAGAAAACAGAUGCUAUUGAAAGCACUGCUCCUGUCGACGCAGAUGUGCAGGUUCACUCUUCGAAUGAACUCCCCAAUCCUGGGAAGCAGAAUGUGCAUUAUGUGACUCGCAACGAGGAUGGAUCGCUUCCUACAAAUGAUAAAGGAUAUAUUCCCGGCUAUGAUGCCAAUCUCAUGCAAGCUCGGGCUACUUUGAGUAGUGAGGAGGAGAAGAAGUUGCUCCGAAGAAUUGAUUGGCAUCUGCUUCCGCUGUUGGCGGUGAUGUAUAUGGUCAAGACAAUCGAUUCGAACAAUGUUUCAAAUGCUCGAGUUAUGGAUAAGGAUACGCCAUACAAUAUUAUGACGGAGUUGAACAUGACCUCUAAUCAAUAUAAUCUCGUCACGACAAUGUAUUACAUACCGUACAUCAUUGCCGAAGCUCCGUCAAAUCUACUUCUUAAAGGCGUACGGCCGUCUGUCUGGCAAGCCCGAGUCAUGAUCUCAUGGGGCAUAGUCCUCUGCUGUCAUGCUGCUGUCGUUAACCGUCAGGGCUUAUACGCGGUGCGCUUCUUCCUCGGUCUCUUCGAAGCAGGGCUGUGGCCAGGGAUGCUUUUGCAGUUAUGCUACUGGUACCGCCCAGACGAGAUGGCACCUCGUAUCGUGCUGGUUACACUCCUGGGCAAUUUCAGCUCCGUUAUCAGUGGUGUUCUUGCUUUUGCGUUUAAUGGGGUUCUAGCGAGGGGGCUGUCGGGGUGGAAAUGGUUGAUUCUGACCGAGGGUGUCUUCACCGUCGUGCUCGGGAUAUUUGUCUUCUUCUUUCUUCCAGAUUUCCCCUCCACGGCGUCCUGGCUCUCCGAGAAAGAAAAAGCCUUCAUCCAGGCCCGUCUUCCAAGUAACUCACCACGAGCCGCCGAAGCAAACUUCGACCUCCGCGAACUCAUCACCACGCUCAAAAACAAACGAGUCUGGCUCUUCCUGCUUUGCUGGGCAUUCUUCACUGUCGGCACAACUGGUCUCUUGUUUUAUCAGCCAACCGUCAUCGCCAACUUGGGUUUCACCUCAAUCGCUCAAACCCAACUCCUUAAUAUCCCCUCCGCGGUGUUCGCUGUGGUCCUGACCAUUGUAUUCGGCAUCUUCGCCGACACAGGGCGCAUUCCGCAGCCAUCCAUCCCGCUCGGGUUCAUGAUCGUCAUCCAGGCCUGCUACGCCGUGCUCUACACCUUCCCCAGCACAGGGGGUGUCUACGCAGCUACCAUCAUCGCGACUGGUUUUUCAAGCGCAUGGUACACAAUGAUGUGGCCAUGGCGCGUGCAAACCACACAAGGCGCGACCGGGUCCGCGUUCGCCAUCGCAUUCGCGAACAGCUACGGCCAGAUCGGAGGCGCGGUGGGCUCGCAAUUAUUCAAUUCGAGAUAUGCGCCGCGAUAUGCGACGUCGUUUGGGAUCGCCAUGGGGUUCGUGGGCAUGGCGAUCGUGAUGAAUCUCGUUACUUGGUUCUUUACGUGGAGAGUGGAUGUGGAUACGAGGCGGUUGAAGAGGAUACGGAUUGCGGCGGCCAAGAGGAAUGAGGCUGUUUUGGAUGAUGUAGAUAUUAGGGAGAAGAGGGAUUAA
This is a messenger RNA of Aspergillus steynii IBT 23096, 1605 nucleotides long. RefSeq names its product pantothenate transporter. Bases 1 to 1605 code for a protein of 534 amino acids. The transcript is spliced from 8 exons. NCBI's taxonomy places the organism in Eukaryota, Fungi, Ascomycota, Eurotiomycetes, Eurotiales, Aspergillaceae. The record is from RefSeq and is a predicted model, not a curated record. Gene Ontology annotation, molecular function: transmembrane transporter activity. Gene Ontology annotation, biological process: transmembrane transport. Gene Ontology annotation, cellular component: membrane.